Messenger RNA from Musa acuminata subsp. malaccensis (wild Malaysian banana), 2618 nucleotides. Its product is annotated as ATP-dependent zinc metalloprotease FTSH 5, mitochondrial. Gene Ontology annotation, biological process: proteolysis. The record is from RefSeq and is a predicted model, not a curated record. NCBI's taxonomy places the organism in Eukaryota, Viridiplantae, Streptophyta, Magnoliopsida, Zingiberales, Musaceae. Gene Ontology annotation, cellular component: membrane; chloroplast thylakoid. Gene Ontology annotation, molecular function: ATP-dependent peptidase activity; metalloendopeptidase activity; ATP hydrolysis activity.
CUGGUCGAGACCUCGUGUACUUGAUUUGGGGCUGACCCGCGUCGUCGCUGCUUCCUCCUCCUCCUCCACCGCCGGCGUCCCGGCACGUCUUUCCGACCCGCGUCCCGGUUUCUCGGCUGACUCCAUCUCGCCCUAAUCGGACAUGGCUUGGAGGCGCGUCCUCACGAGGUUAGGGAAACAAUCGUUGUUGGGGCAUCCACAUUUUGGUAGUGGUCAAUCUCAUCAUGCUUUACGCAAGGUCGAAACCCAUGUUGGUAACAGACUUGGAAACUUCCACGAAAGAUUUCAGUCAAGCUAUGUUGGUAGUUUUGCUCGCAGAGCACGGGAUACAGAUGGGCCAAAUGAUGUUAUGCUUCUUAAAGAGCUCUACAGAAGUGAUCCAGAAAGAGUUAUUAGACUCUUUGAAAGUCAGCCUUCACUGCACUCAAACCCUUCAGCACUUGCUGAGUAUGUCAAAGCUUUAGUGAAAGUUGAUAGACUGGACCAAAGUACGUUGUUUAAAACUUUACAAAGAGGUGUUUCUAACUCGGCAAUGGAGGAGAGCAUUAACAGCAUUAGCAGUGUUCCAGCAUUAAAGAAUGUUGGCCAAUCAACAAAAGAUGGGAUUCUUGGGACUGCAAGUGCUCCCAUCCACAUGGUGACAGCAGAGACCAGUAAUUUUAAAGAGCAAUUAUGGCGUACAUUUCGUACUAUUGCAGUUUCAUUUCUUGUAAUAUCUGGUGUUGGUGCACUUAUUGAGGAUAGGGGACUUAGUAAAGCAGGCCUUGGUCUACAUGAGGAGGUGCAGCCAAGCAUGGAUUCUAGUACAAAAUUUAGUGAUGUAAAAGGCGUUGAUGAGGCCAAAGCUGAGUUAGAGGAAAUUGUCCAUUACCUUCGUGAUCCCAAGCGUUUCACCCGCCUUGGUGGGAAGCUUCCAAAAGGUGUGUUGCUUGUUGGUCCCCCUGGCACAGGGAAGACAAUGUUAGCAAGGGCUAUUGCAGGAGAAGCUAGUGUCCCCUUCUUCUCAUGCAGUGGCAGUGAGUUUGAAGAGAUGUUUGUUGGUGUCGGAGCUAGGAGGGUCAGGGACCUUUUUACUGCAGCAAAGAAAAGGUCCCCUUGUAUUAUAUUCAUUGAUGAGAUUGAUGCAAUAGGUGGGAGCCGUAAUCCGAAGGAUCAACAGUACAUGAAAAUGACAUUGAAUCAGUUGCUUGUUGAACUGGAUGGUUUUAAGCAGAAUGAGGGGAUUAUUGUCAUUGCAGCAACCAACUUUCCGGAAUCAUUGGACAAAGCACUUGUGAGGCCUGGACGUUUUGAUCGUCAUAUUGUUGUUCCUAAUCCAGAUGUUGAGGGUCGAAGGCAGAUUUUGGAAUCCCACAUGUCAAAGGUCUUGAAGGCGGAUGAUGUGGAUUUAAUGAUCAUUGCCCGGGGCACGCCAGGGUUCUCAGGUGCAGACCUUGCAAAUUUGGUUAAUGUUGCUGCCCUCAAGGCUGCCAUGGAUGGGGCAAAAGCUGUGACAAUGGCUGAUCUGGAGUAUGCAAAGGACAAGAUCAUGAUGGGCAGUGAGCGGAAAUCGGCGGUGAUUUCUGAUGAAUCCAGGAGGUUGACAGCUUACCACGAAGGUGGCCAUGCUCUUGUUGCCAUCCACACUGAUGGUGCCCUUCCAGUCCACAAGGCGACUAUUGUGCCGCGGGGGAUGUCCCUCGGCAUGGUUGCACAGUUGCCUGAUAAGGAUGAGACAAGCAUCUCUAAGAAACAAAUGCUAGCAAGGCUUGAUGUCUGCAUGGGUGGCCGGGUAGCUGAAGAGCUAAUAUUUGGGGAGAGCGAAGUGACUUCUGGUGCUUCAUCCGACCUGCAGCAGGCAACUUCCGUUGCAAGAGCAAUGGUCACAAAGUAUGGUAUGAGCAAACAGGUUGGUCUUGUUUCACACAACUACGAUGAUAAUGGUAAGAGCAUGAGCACCGAAACAAGGCUACUUAUAGAGAAGGAGAUGAAGGAUUUUCUGGAAAGGGCUUACAACAAUGCAAAAACUAUUUUGACAACUCACAAUAAAGAGCUACACGCCCUUGCCAAUGCGCUUCUUGAGCAUGAAACCCUAUCUGGUGCGCAGAUCAAGAACUUGCUUGCUCAGGUGAACAGUCAGCAGCAGCAACCUCAAGUGGUGGUAGCUCCACAGGUGAAUACCCCAGCAGUGCCACCGACGCCUCCCUCAGCAGCUGCAACCGCUGCUGCUGCUGCAGCAGCCGCUGCAGCCCAGGCAGCGGCUAAGGCCAAGGGAGUUGCUCAGCCUGCGGUUGGAACUUAAGACGGCGAAGAGCUGCUUUUAGAUUCGGUGAUGUAUAGCAUAAGCUGCAGCUUCUGGCAUCUAAAAUCACAAAUGCUGGUUGCAGAAAAAGACAAAGUUCAAAAUCAACUUCCAUUGUGACACAGCAAUGCAUGUAUGUGAGCAUCUAUUUAAUUUUCCAUGAAUUGCAAAGGAAGACAAUGUUGGAAAUUUUGUUGAACUAAUGUGGGUUUUUAGCAGGAUGAAUUGGGGUUUUGAAUUGACAUCAAUCACUAUAGUGCUAAUAAUGAUGCCUAUACUUUUCGGAACCUGAGUUUUGGCGGUUCAACAAAGAUGAACGUCCAGAUCUGUGCUUUCA